GCUGUUUAAAGCAGGGGUUUAGAGAGGUUUUAGGAAAAGAUCUGCGCGUAUAAUCCGGAAGAAAUUGUGCGUCCCCCGCAUUCAUCAGAAACAAAUGCCGCAGCUCACACAUCAUCCACAUCAUCAUCCACAUCAAACACACCAUCAUAAGCAUCGCCAUGCCCAUUCAAUCUCUCCCCCUUUUCACUACCUUUUACUAGCAUUUUUUUUCCUCUCGGAUCGAAGGCCUCGAGGGGGAGUAGGAAAAAAAGUGGUUUUUUCUCCUCUCUCUCUCUCUCUCUCUCUCUCUCUCUCGUUUUUCCGCUGUUUUUACCCUGCGAGGAGAGGAGGGGGACGAUGGAAGAGGAAGAAGAGCUCGGUGGCUAUGGUGGUAUGUAUGGUAUGUGAUGAUGGAGUGAUGCGAUGAUGAUGGGUGGGAGUGGUGGUCACUUGUGAUCUGUGUUUUCUGUGUGUGUGUGUGUGAGAGAGAGAGAGAGUGUGCGUUACCUAGAAGACAAACCAAAACAAAAGGGAAGGAGAAGAGAAAGAGGAAAAAAAAAAAAAGAAGGAACAAGAAGACGCUGGAAAAGCAUUCGUUCGGUCGCUCGCUCAAGCAAGCGGUGGGACGAAAGAAGAAAGAGGGCUUUAAUUUUUUUUUAAUUUUCUCUUUGGUUUCCUUUGGUUUGUGCUUCCGUCGCUUGGGCGAGGUGGAGGAGCGAGCGCUAGAUCUGCAAGAGGGUGCUGCAUUUCUCGGGUUUGGAUUCUUUGGGGGGCGAGGCGAGGAGGAGAUGGGGGACGAUCACCCAAAGCGCAAGAUGAAGACUCCAUCGCAGCUAGAGAUUCUGGAGCGAGUGUAUGCAGAGGACAAGUACCCAUCAGAGAUUGUCCGAUCGGAGCUCUCGCACCAGCUAAAUCUCACGGACAGGCAAGUAAAGAUGUGGUUUUGCCACCGGCGCUUAAAAGACCGCAAAGGUUCUACCACCACCACCACCACCACCACCACGACUAGCACCGAAGAAACCCGACACAAGAAAAACCAGCAAAGGAUCCAUCCUCAAUACCAACUUGAUCACCACCACCACUUACUUCCGCCGCCGCCACCACCAGCGCCGCCACCUCCGCCGCCGCACCACCACCAUCCCGGCCUGUCGCUCGACUUUGGAUCGCCAAUGCAGCAGCAGCAGCCAAUGCGAGUGCUCCCGAUCGCCACCGCCGCUCCUCACAACUUUCUCGAUAUGAUGCAUCCCGAGGAGCGAGCUUUUCAUAUGAGGCAAUUGGCGAAGAGGGACUUGGAGACGAAUGGUGGCCGUGGUAGCGCGUACCGGAGGCUGGGACUCCACAACGUAAGUCCUCUGGAUUGCCGGUUGAGUGUGAGUCCCGAGGUGGCGGCCAUCAGGCUGGUGGAGGAGCAGCUCGGCGAGCCGAUGAGAGAAGAUGGUCCCAUUCUUGGCUACGAGUUUGAUCCUCUUCCACCCGGUGCUUUCGAUACUCCAAUCGAGCACGGAAGUCAGUAUCCGAGAAGCCAGUUCGCUACUCCGGAGGGAGUUUACAACAGCGAGAGCAAAGCUCACGCUCGUCACGAACCAAAACUUGGAAGACAAGCACUCGGUUCCUCGGACUUUUCUCCAUCCCCGGCGACUUCGUCCAGCAAGAGGAAGAACAGCUCUUCGUCGCCGUUUCUUCCACUCGCGACUGUGCCGCAGUCUCCGAGAGUUCCUCACGAGCACCAGUUCAUACCCGAGCAUCCGACUGGAACUGGCGCUCACUUUUACGAUCGAUCCAGCUCCAAGCAGCAGCAGCAGCAACCACAGCAGCAAUCUCUCGAACUUAGCACACGAAUCUCUCCACUUUCGUUCUUGCCACCCGCUGGAGUGGAGACUUUUGGAAAUGGCUUUUGCACCGAGAGCCGGCAAGCUCCGACGCUUGGACUUGGCUUUCCGCCGCCGAGCGACAUGAGAUUUCCAGCGGACUUUUUGCCACGAACCGGUAUGCCAUUUCCACCACCCGAGGUUCAACUUUUGCCACCAGUUCGUCCGCCAAUGAGCGAGAAAGCCAUCGCUGGUACCGAGAGAUUGAUAAUGCUGCACGAGCAGGAGCAAGCCCGUCUCGAGAGGAAACGCAAAGCCGAGGAAGCUCGAAUCGCGAAAGAGCACGAAGCACAGGAUAAGCGGAUGAAAAAGGAAAUGGAGAGGCAGGAGGCAAUGCGGAGAAAGAAAGAGGAUCAAGAGAGGAAAGAGUCGGAGAAAGUUCACAGGGAGAAGCAAAAGGAGCUUGAAAGGCUGGCUCGGGAGAAAGCUCGCGAAGAGGAGCGCCUCCAGAGGCAGCACAAGAAAGAGUAUGAGCGCAUGGAAAAGCUAUUGCAGAAAGAAAACCAGCGAGUUGCAAAGCUUCGUCAAAAGGAAGAGAUGAGACGAGAGAAAGAGGCCACGAAGCUGAGGGCUGCUUACGAGCGAGCCACAGCGAAAAAACUUGCCAAACUUUCAACGGGGCUUAUCGAUGACGAGCAGCUGGAGCUGAUGCAAAUGGGAGCUUUUGUGCAAGGACUUAUCUCCGGCUCUGAAUUUGAUCCAAACAAGAUUGAAUUGCCGAUGUUUCCUCCUGCUUCUGUCCGCAUGAAACCACCUAUUGGAGUUCCUCCCUGGAAUGACUCAAAUCACAACGUUGCUAACCUCUUCAUGGUGUGGAGAAUGCUCACUAACUUCGCAGACGUGAUUGGUCUGUGGCCAUUCACUCUGGAUGAGUUUGUACAGGCGCUACAUGACUAUAGCUCUCUACCUGAUUAA
Messenger RNA from Selaginella moellendorffii, 2762 nucleotides. Its product is annotated as homeobox-DDT domain protein RLT1. Gene Ontology annotation, molecular function: DNA binding. Bases 768 to 2762 code for a protein of 664 amino acids. The transcript has 10 exons. Gene Ontology annotation, biological process: regulation of transcription by RNA polymerase II. Lineage: Eukaryota; Viridiplantae; Streptophyta; Lycopodiopsida; Selaginellales; Selaginellaceae. The record is from RefSeq and is a predicted model, not a curated record.